This is a messenger RNA of Penicillium brevicompactum, 2196 nucleotides long. RefSeq names its product mRNA-binding ribosome biosynthesis protein NOP4. The transcript has a single exon. Gene Ontology annotation, molecular function: RNA binding. Bases 1 to 2196 code for a protein of 731 amino acids. Lineage: Eukaryota; Fungi; Ascomycota; Eurotiomycetes; Eurotiales; Aspergillaceae. The record is from RefSeq and is a predicted model, not a curated record.
AUGGCCAACAGAGUUGAAUUGGGCAAGAGACGGCGGUUCUCAGAUGCUGAGAGCCCCGAAGUCAAGGUCGAAUCCUCUACAACCCCCGCAGCCUCUGCGCCCCAAAAUAACCGAACUCUUUUCGUCCGCUCACUCCCCGAGUCUGCCACCACAGAGAGCCUGGCUGAAUACUUCUCCCAAUCCUACAUCAUUAAGCACGCUGUCGUCGUUUUCGAUAAAGAAACCAAGAAGUCGAAGCAAUUCGGUUUCGUCACAUUCGCCGAUGUCGAGGAUGCUGAGAGCGCAUUGAAGGAACUCAAUGGCUCCAAGUUUGAUGGAAAGAUCAUUCGUGUCGACUAUGCCGAGCAGCGUAAGCGUGAGAUUGACGAGAAGAUUGGACGCAGUGUGCCCACUGCUGCAUCUCUCGAGUCAAAGAAAAAGAAGGAAGAGGAAAGAGGCCAAGGCGCGCCGCCCAAGCUGAUUGUUCGCAACUUACCGUGGAGCAUCAAGGAGCCCAAGGACCUUUCCGACUUGUUCCGCAGUUUUGGAAAGGUCAAGUUUGCCACUCUGCCUAACAAGAACGGCAAGCUUUCUGGUUUCGGUUUCGUUACGUUGCGCGGUCGGAAAAACGCCGAGAAGGCUCUUCAGGCAAUCAACGGCAAGGAGAUUGACGGUCGUCAGAUCGCGGUUGAUUGGGCUGUUGAGAAGGAGGUCUGGCAAACUACAAAGCAGGAGGAUGAGGAGGAAGAAGAGAAGCAGGAAGAGAAGGAAUCCGACGAUGUCAAAAUGGAGGAUCCUAAUGGCCACCUGGAAGAGCCCUCAGAAGACGAGACCUCUUCCGAUGAGGAUGACGAGGAGGAUGACGACGAAGAUCUUGACGACGAGGAGUUGGACGACCUCGAUGAUGACGAUGAGAACAAAGAGGAUGACCGCAACAACACAACAAUCUUCCUUCGCAACCUCCCCUUCACCGCCACCGACGACUCUCUCUACGAACACUUCACCCAAUUCGGACCUCUACGCUAUGCCCGAGUCGUCCUCGACCACGAAACCGAGCGCCCCCGCGGUACCGGUUUCGUCUGCUUCUGGAAGAUCGACGACGCCAACACCUGUAUCCGCGAAGCGCCCCGCGGCACCGAAAUGAUGGCGCCCAGCAAAGACAAGCCCAAAGCCAACACCGCCAUGAAACACUCCGUCCUCCAAGACGAGAACUCCGACCCCAGCGGCCGCUACACGCUCGAAGGCCGCGUCCUGCAAGUCGCCCGCGCCGUCAGCAAGGGCCAAGCCGCGAAGCUGGAAGAAGAAGGUGUCUCUCGUCGCAUGGUCCGCGACACCGACAAGCGUCGCCUCUACCUCCUGAACGAAGGAACCAUCCCCUCCAACUCCCCCUUGUACAAGAAGCUCUCGCCCUCGGAAGUCAAGAUGCGCGAAGAAUCCUACAAGCAGCGUGAAACCUUCAUCAAGAAGAACCCCGCCCUCCACCUGUCCCUCACCCGUCUCGCUAUCCGUAACCUCCCCCGUCACAUCGGCUCCAAGGAUCUCAAGCAGCUUGCUCGAGAGUCCGUCGUCAACUUCGCCAAGGAUGUCAAGAAGGGCGUUCGCCAACCCCUAUCCAGAGAAGAGCAGCAGCGGUCCCGCGAUACCAUGAAAGAGCUCGAGCAGCUGCGCAAGCAGAAGAAGAUGGGUAUCGUCCGCCAAGCGAAGGUCGUCUUCGAAACGCGCGAAGGAACCAAGGUCUCCGAGAAGACCGGCGGAGGACGAUCCCGCGGCUACGGAUUCAUCGAGUACUUCACACACCGACACGCGCUGAUGGGUCUGCGCUGGCUGAACUGCCACUCAAUGGUUGUCCCCGCCAACGUGCAAGACGCCGACGACAAAGACAAGAAGAAGAGUCUUGUCGUUGAAUUUGCGAUUGAGAACGCGCAGGUUGUGAAGCGUCGUAACGAGUUGCAGGCCAAGCAGCGUGAGCCGAAGCCGAAGCGCGACCGCGACGAUGACGAUAAGAAGGAUCUCAAGCGGAAGCGGGGCGAUUCUCGUGAUUCUCGUAAGAGGGAUGGUCGUGAUCGCGAUGACUCCAGGCGUGAUGCGAAGCGCGGCAAGACUGAUAAGCCUCAGAAGGAGGAGAAGGAGAAGACGGAAGAAGAGGACAAGGCCGCGAAACGCAAUCGCAUUAUCGGACAGAAGCGCAUGAAGCGUAAGGGCCGUAAGGGCAAAUGA